This is a messenger RNA of Adineta steineri, 903 nucleotides long. The record is from the annotation of a GenBank genome assembly. Lineage: Eukaryota; Metazoa; Rotifera; Eurotatoria; Adinetida; Adinetidae.
AUGCCUAAAAGACCUUUGGAUGCGAAUAAACCUCGUGGACCAGUAACAGCUUAUGCUUUAUUUGUUCGAACUUGUCGAGAUGAAUUACGACGUAAAUAUCCUCAAUUAACAGUUGAUUAUAAUGUUAUUGCAAAGAAAUGUUCAGAACGUUGGAAAGCUAUGAAUGAUACUGAAAAAAAACGUUUUAAUGAUACAGCUGAUUUACAACGUAAACGAUAUAAAGAAGAAAUGGCAACAUACUUACAAGAACAAUCAGCUAAACAACAACAACAAUUACAACAAUCUGCUACAUCAUCUAUAUUACUUCAAACACCAUCAACACAAUAUCUUGUUGAACCACAACAACAACAACAUAAAUUAAUUAUUCCUACACAAACACAACAUACAGCAACAACAACACUUGUUACUUUACCAAAGAAACCAGCAAGAAAACGCGAAAGAAAACCUAAAGAUCCACUUGCACCUAAAAAACCACUAUCAGCUUAUUUUCUUUUUUGUGCUGAUGAACGACCUAAAGUACAUGGUUCACAAACAGGCAUGUCUGUAAGUGAUGUGGCACGAGAACUUGGUGUUCGAUGGAAAAGUGCACCAGCUGAACUAAAAACCAAAUAUGAACAAGCAGCAUCAGAGAAAAAACAUGUUUAUCAAGCUGAAAUGGCAAUUUAUAAACAUCAAACAUCGAAUGGUUCAUCACCUCCUGAAACUCCUCAAACACCUUUAACACCUCAUGAUUAUCCACCAACUUACUCAUCAUCUUCUAUUCAACAACAUUCACAAUUACAACAAUUACUUCUUCAACAACCACAAAGUUUUAAUUCAUAUGAUAAUGGUGAUACAUCUGAGAAUCCAGCUGAAUUUGAUAUGAUAUCAGGUGUAAAUCCAGUUGAUGAAAACGAUGAUUAG